AAAACUGAUUUUUCUCUUUUGUUUAUAACUAUUGAAAUCGCAGGAAGAAUAUCAUAAAUGAUUGAAAAAUGUGAAAAAAUACAUCUUCCAUUUGUAUUGUUUAUUCUAUAAUAAAUGCUGUAAAAAUUUACUUGUUAAGCACUGUUGAGGUUAGAGUAGAUUAUGCUCCACUCUGUUGAAUAAAAAAAGUGAAAUGUUUCGUACGUGUUGUGUGUUCAGUUCCAUAAAAUUGCCUAAUAAGAAAUGACAUAUCAUUGGAUUGAUAAAGAUUGAAGACACGUGGUGGAGUCUUGUGAUUCCAUGACAGUAAUUGGUGGAAAUUGGUGAUAACGUCGUGCUGGUACUAGUGUUCAGUUUUUUAUCGUUCUUCGAAGUAGUGGGCCAGUGUACAUAAUUUAUGUCGUUCUCUUGAUCACAGUUUGCGAAUCAUUAUCAAUAUUUAUUCGUAAAGUAAUGAAUAUUUGAGUUUUACUGCCGACAAAGGGAGUCGAGAAGAUAUAAAUGUUGAUGGGAUACACUGAGAUUCUCUCUGGAGUUCUGAGCUAUAUCUGAGAGGUUCCCUGGGGUUUAGUUCAGUCACAAUGAAGUUCGCUGAACACUUAUCAGCCCACAUAACGCCAGAAUGGCGAAAGCAGUACAUAAGUUACGAGGAGAUGAAGGCGAUGCUCUACACAGCUGUGGAGGAGGCACCCUCUUCAGAAAGUGUCGAGCCAGAAAUGAUCUCAAGGCACUUUGCGUCAUUUGAUGAAGAAUUCUUCACAUUCUGUGAUCGUGAACUUAAGAAGAUCAACACAUUUUAUUCAGAAAAACUUGCCGAAGCAACGAGGAAGUAUGCGGCCCUUCAGACUGAACUGAAAACCGCCCUGGAUCUCCAGGAAGGGAGUGGAAGGCACAAGGGAACGGCAAAACCCCAUUUGUCAGCCAGAAAAAUACGUGAACUAAAGCUGGGGUUUUCAGAAUACUACCUCUCCCUGAUUUUGCUCCAGAAUUAUCAAAAUUUGAACUACACUGGCUUUCGAAAAAUUCUGAAAAAACACGACAAGCUACUGACUGUCGACAGCGGCUCGAAAUGGCGAAUAGAGUGCGUGGAAACGUCUCAUUUCUGUACUUCAAAGGACAUCGACCGACUGAUUCAGGAAACAGAGGCCACAGUUACCAAUGAAUUGGAAAGUGGAGAUCGGCAGAGGGCGAUGAAGAGGCUUCGAGUGCCUCCACUGGGGGAGCACCAAAGCCCUUGGACUACAUUCAAAGUGGGGCUGUUCUCCGGCAGUUUUAUCAUACUAUUUGUUGCUGUUGUGCUUUCCGCAAUUUUUCACGAAAAUGGGGACAAUCUCAAAGUGGCGUUUCGACUCUAUCGUGGACCUCUCCUACUCGUCGAAUUUUUAUUUUUAAUUGGAGUCAAUGUUUAUGGCUGGAGAUCAUCAGGAGUUAAUCAUGUUUUGAUAUUUGAACUGGAUCCACGUAAUCACUUGUCGGAGCAGCAUCUUAUGGAGCUCGCAGCUGUCCUUGGAGUUGUUUGGACACUGAGUCUACUCAGUUUUCUCUACAGCGCAAGCCUCGGUGUGCCACCUUACGUCAAUCCACUGGUGCUUGUCUGUAUCAUGCUGGCAUUUCUCUUCAAUCCGUUCAGGAUAUUCCGGCAUGAGGCGAGGUUUUGGUUAUUAAAGAUUUGUUGGAGAAUGUUAAUAGCGCCACUUGCUUACGUAAAUUUCGCGGACUUUUGGCUGGCGGACCAGUUGAACAGUCUCGUAACUCCUCUGAUGGAUUUCCACUUUUUGAUAUGUUUCUACCUGACGAACGAAGAUUGGCUGAAUGCCGGCGAUACACGACAAUGUGGAUCUGACUCACUGAUAGUCCGACCGAUAGUCAAUUGCAUACCCGCAUGGAUAAGAUUUGCUCAGUGUAUCAGGCGUUAUCGUGACUCAAAGGAGGCAUUUCCACAUCUUGUUAAUGCGGGAAAAUACGCAACAACUUUUCUUGUUGUUAUAACAGCAACCUUGAGGAUCUAUCAUGAAGAUGAAUACAAGAAAAACCACUGGGAUAGCCCCUGGCUGUGGCUCUGGGUUGUGAGUUGUUUGAUAAAUUCGAUAUACUCGUACACUUGGGAUAUAAAAAUGGAUUGGGGUUUAUUGGACAGUAAUGCAGGCGAAAAUAGAUUUCUGCGCGAAGAAGUCGUGUAUUCAUCCGCUGGUUUUUACUACUUUGCCAUUAUUGAGGAUUUCUUGCUGAGAUUCAUUUGGAUAGCGAGUUUUGUUCUCGUGGAUUAUGGAUACAUCGGGGGAGACUUGAUGACCUCCAUCGUGGCACCAUUGGAAGUCUUCAGGAGAUUUGUUUGGAAUUUCUUUCGACUUGAGAAUGAGCACUUGAAUAAUUGCGGUAAAUUCAGAGCCGUGAGAGACAUAUCAAUAGCUCCUAUUGAAAGCUCUGAUCAGACACAAAUAUUAAGAAUGAUGGAUGACGACAAUGGAGUUGUCAAUAGGGGUAAACGCAAACCUGGGGGGAAAAAGGCUUCCAAUUCCAAGGAGGAUAGGCGUGCACUACUCAAAGAGGAGACAAUCGAUAUGGAUGUAUCCAAUGCCAGCUGAGAUACACUUAUAUUUAGGAUGAAAUUGUAUACUUCGAGGGGGUAAUGUCUAGCUCAUUUCGAUAUUAUUUGGGCUGGUUCGAGUGGUUUUUUUAGAUAAUUGUGUGGAGGGGUUGCACUAGGGAGAAAUAUUAAAUUUAAAAAUUGUAGAUAUUUAGGAAAUUAUUGGGAAAUUCAGCUUGUAAAUAAUGGAGAAACGGCCAUCAUAAUUUCCCAUUUUAAACGUAAUAUUUUCCUGUGCUGCUGGGAUUCUUAAACUUUUGACAAUUAACUUUUUAUUUUAGACAAUUUUUUCAAGUGAAUGUAUUCAACGAUCAUUGGAAAUUCUGUGCUUCAAUUUCAAGCUCAUUCAGUUUUUUUAUUAGCUAAUUAUAUAGAGAAGUUGAGGAUUUAAGUUUGUAAAUAAUCAUGAAUGACCCACUAUCAUUUUUAAUUUUUGAGUAAUUUUUUUGUUGUGAUUCUUUAAAUUUUGUCAAAAGACUUCUUAUUGUACAAAAUUUAUCUGUAAUAUAUUUCGAGCCAUAAGAGAAAUAAUUGAUGAUUCUAUUGGCCAUGGAAUAAAGCUCAUAUAGGUUUUUUAUUAGGCAAUUAUGUGGAAAAGUUGAACUAGGGAAAAAUGUAAAAUAACAAAAAUGUAGAUAUCUUUGAAAUCAUUGAGGAAGUAAGUUUGUAAAUAAUUAUGAACGAGCUACAAUCAUUUCCAACACGGAAUGCAAUUGUUGAUUCAUUUUUUUACAGUCCAUGACUCUUCAAAUUUUUUAUUGUAUAAAAUUUUUCAGUGAAAUGUUUCGAGUUGUGGGGGUAAUUAAAUGUAUUCAAUAAUAAUUGAAAAUUUUAUUGUUCAUGAAGUCGAAGGGCCACUCAAUGUUCUCACUCAUUUUUGAGGUAUUCAAUUCAAUUAGAUCGUUUACACAGAAUAAUACGCAAUUGGAGGAAUUUAAGGUACUAGUGCUAAACAUUCGUUAAUGCACAUUGUGCUUCCAUUUUAAUGGGAUAUUUGUUGUUAAACUCAUGCUGACGUUUUACCUCUUACUCAAUUAUCAGUAUUUUAUACUCAAACGUUCCUUAAAAAAAUAAUCGGUACUUACGAUACGUUUUUUUCAUUUUGUAGAGGUUUAUCAAAGUGCAGUUGUUACUGUAAGGCACUUGUACUCAUCCAAAAAGCUCAAUUCAGUCUUCAAUCAUUUUAUUUCCCGUGCAUUAUUAUUUUGUAGACUAAUUGGAGUGAGUUUACUUUCAUCAUGUAAUUUCAGAUGGAAAUAAAUUGAUAAUGUUCGAUUUAUUUUCGAGGGAUCACUAUGAGAAACGAAUUGAAACAAAUGUGAUAUUUUUAAUUCAUAUUAUAUAUUUUCGCCAAACGGCAGUUCCAAAGGAAUUAGGAUUAAAAAAUCACGAUUAUUGAACCAAUGAGAAAAUUGAUCAAAAACCGUGAUUAUUCUCAUCCUGAUAAUAACUAUAUUCACCACAUAAUUUUUGCUUCUAGAAUAGCUAAAAAAAUUUACUGAUAAUGUAUAGAAUGUAAAUAGUACUUAGACCAACGGUGAAAUCAUGGAGAAAAAAAAAUAAUAAACCGAGAAUACCAAGCUAUAUAUUUUUGUAAAAAUAAUAAAUAAAUAAAAAUACAUA
Molecule: messenger RNA, 4210 nt
Organism: Diachasmimorpha longicaudata
Lineage: Eukaryota; Metazoa; Arthropoda; Insecta; Hymenoptera; Braconidae
Product: solute carrier family 53 member 1
Exons: 10
Coding region: 582-2585 (667 amino acids)
Biological process (GO): cellular response to phosphate starvation; phosphate ion transport
Cellular component (GO): Golgi apparatus; plasma membrane; cytoplasm
Molecular function (GO): inositol hexakisphosphate binding
Source: RefSeq, a predicted model, not a curated record